AAGGGCAUGAACAUAAUAAAAUAGAACCAAAGUAUCAAUAUCAAACUGGUAGUAAUUAUAGUAAUAUCAAAAUAACUUCAAGUUUAGCAGUUACAAGCUUGUAUCAAAAACUUUUUUCAAGUUCAAAAACUAAAUUUUUUGGUCUAUAUAUAUUAGGAUACAAUGAAGAUAAGUUAUUAGAAUUAUCUUUAAAAAGUAUUCAAUUUUGUCUAUUUGCUUUUAAAGUCAAAAAAUAUUUAGUUUAUGUAACUAGUUUAGAAAUUGAAAAUGAUAUAAAUAUGAUAAGAGCUGGAAAAACACCAAAUGAUAUUUGGAAAAAUGUUAGCUUAUAUAAAAAAUUUUGUAGAACACAAUUAUUUGGACUUGAACAUUUAUUAACUCAAAAAAUUAUUAGUAAUCAAUAUACACCAACUUGUAUUGCAAUUGCAUGA
This is a messenger RNA of Cetraspora pellucida, 431 nucleotides long. NCBI's taxonomy places the organism in Eukaryota, Fungi, Glomeromycota, Glomeromycetes, Diversisporales, Gigasporaceae. The record is from the annotation of a GenBank genome assembly.